Molecule: messenger RNA, 2746 nt
Organism: Peromyscus californicus insignis
Lineage: Eukaryota; Metazoa; Chordata; Mammalia; Rodentia; Cricetidae
Product: zinc finger protein 239-like
Exons: 1
Coding region: 13-1026 (337 amino acids)
Biological process (GO): negative regulation of transcription by RNA polymerase II
Molecular function (GO): DNA-binding transcription repressor activity, RNA polymerase II-specific
Source: RefSeq, a predicted model, not a curated record
UCUUCGCCCGCAAUGGAACUUGCGGCGCCAGAAGCGGCUAGGGAGAAUCCAGAUGGGGUGAAGCUGCUGUUGAACCGGACAUCAAAAUUCCCGGGAGCCCUCAAGUCGCCCCUCGAUUGCGAGGCUGAGCUGCAGGAGUGCCCUCUCCUGGCGCGGCCGGAGCAACCAGCUGCCGGGGCAAAGUUGCUGGAGCAGCAGUACCUAUAUAGGUCAGGUUCCGGCCCUGAAGAAGAAGCCUUUGCCAAGACCAAUGAUCCUAUAGUCCCCAAAGCUUUCAGGUGCCGCAGUUGUGGGCUGACUGUAGCCAGCCUCUCUGACCUCAUUCACCAUCAAAGCAGCCAUGGGUGUGACCGGCCUUACAGCUGUCCAGAGUGUGACAAAAGCUUCCGGCGUGGCUCAGAUCUGGUUAAGCACUACAGGGUGCACACUGGUGAAAAACCUUACCCUUGCCCAGAAUGUGGCCGUUGCUUCAGUCUCAGCUCUAAUCUCACUAAACACCGGCGUUCUCACUCAGGUCUCCGGCCUCAUAAGUGCAUGGAGUGUGGGGAGGCCUUUGGCCGCAGUGCAGACCUAGCAAAACACCAGAGGGUGCACACUGGGGAGAAGCCCUAUGCUUGUGCUGAGUGUGGUAAGACUUUCAGGGUGAGCUCCAACCUGAUUCAGCACCAGCGUACUCACACUGGUGAGAAACCCUACCGCUGUGGACUCUGUGGCAAGAGUUUCAGCCUGAGCUCUAACCUUUUACAGCACCAACGCUGUCACACAGGUGAGAAACCCUACUUCUGUGCCUGGUGUGGAGACAGCUUUGGGCGCAGUUCCUAUCUGCUGGAACACCAGCGUUCACACACAGGCGAGAAGCCCUACAAUUGCUGUGAGUGUGGCAAGAACUUCACCAACAGCUCAAACUGCCUAAGGCACCAGCGCACUCACAAUGGAGAACCGCCUUUCAGGUGUCUUGAGUGUGGACGUGGCUUUAGCGAGAGCACCAUGUUCAUUGAACACCAGCGCAUUCACUUGAGCCAAUGACAGGCCUUUCCAGAAUAUGGCAAAAUCUUACACCACAGCUUCAUUAAUGUUAACACAUGGGCAAAAAGUCCUAGAAGUUUCCUGGUUGCAGCUAGUAUUUUGUGGACAAUACCAGCAUAUCCACGCAAACCAAAGACCUUACAUUUGCAGCAAGUGUGCCAGGGGCUUCAGGCAGAUUUCCCACUUGCUCUUCUACCAGGUGACCCACAGUCGCAAGAAGACUUCCAUCUGCUUGUAAGGUGGCAAGGCCUUUGCCCAUAAACUCCCAACCUUGUCUAGCACCAAUGGAUUACCAAGAGGGGAGCUUCUGCAGACAUCCCCUGGCUUCAAUUUUAAUCCAGAUUUUGUUUCUGGGUUUGGUCCAGCCCUGAGAAGCCUGCAGGAACCAGGGUUUUUAAGCAGACCCCUUUUCUGAAUCCCUUAGAUGGUUUAAUUAAGGGCCAAUAAUAGGACUCACAAUUGCCACCUGGAUUGAGCCAGGAACCCCAGGCUAGAGCAUAGCACUAGAGCUGUGGCUACUACCUUCAAAGAGACAAGAUCUUGGGGGGGGGGGGGGGGGAAGGUCCUGCUGUUCCAUGAAAUUAUAUUCAGAGUAAUAUCCAUUAGCUAGAGGGAAGUUUUAGAUGUCCAGAGCCAAUAACCUUAACCCAGCUGCUUUGAGAUAGAUUAACCAUAACCAAAGCAACAACAGCCAGGACGGUGGUGGGACACACAGAGGCAGGCGGAUCUCUGUGAGUUGAGGCCAGCCUGGGCUACAGAGCGAGUCCAGGACAGGCACCAAAACUACACAGAGAAACCCUGUCUUAGAAAACCAAAAAAAAAAAAAAAAAAAAAAGGCGUGUGCCACCGCCGCCCGGCCCAAAUGUAUUUCUACUGCUAAAAUUAGUGUAUAUGAGAGUUGGAAGGUUUCCCAAAGCACCACAUAAUCUUUGAUCAGAGCACAGUCCAAGCAGGGACUGCCUGUUUGCCUGAGAGGCAUGGACUAACCCUUUUAAGGUUGAGGAUGGAGCUUUUUGUUUCAAAGACUUAGUAACUCCUUUGUGACAGUCCUUUCAUCCUUAACUGCAAACUCCGUGUCCCCUGCCCUCCAGUUUUGCUGCCGUUUAUUUAGCUUGCUGCAUCUAGAACUGUGUGUAUAGAGUAAGAAGCUAAAGAGGAAGAAAUCAAGUUACCCAGCCUCAGUUUUGUUCUUCCUAGCUGUGUGACCCAUUACCUCUUUUGGGUCUCAGUUUCUUCAUCUAUGAAACAUGCAGUCUACCUCACCAGGCUGUGAAGAUUCCAUGAAUAUACCUACCUUCAUGAAGUACCUGGUUAGGAGAAUGGCCUCAGUUCUCCUCAAGUCUGGAGUCCUGUUGGUUGCAUCAUUCAGAAAGCAUCAUGGCAGCUCACGGAUCAGCCCCUAAGAUUACAGAAAUGAACUAGACACUCCUGGAGUAGACUAUUGUCCCAUAAAGGCAAUGGAUCAGUAAUAAGAGAUGCUGGCAUUGGAGAAGGGUUUUUGUCGCCUGGAGCAAAUCUGAAAGGUGUGACCCAGGUGAUGUCUAAUGAACAGCUCUGGCUCCUCAGGAUGGGUAAAGGAGUAAGUUACUAAAGAAAUGAUUCUUGAUGUGUUCCCAUCAACAGCACUUCAAAAAACCCAACCCAAGGUUUGAGUUGACUACCUGAGCAUAGCACAUACACAGUUGGCACUCAAUAAAUAGUUAUGAUUGGGUUUUGUUGA